This is a messenger RNA of Medicago truncatula (barrel medic), 360 nucleotides long. RefSeq lists its product as uncharacterized. The coding region runs from base 1 to 360 and encodes 119 amino acids. NCBI's taxonomy places the organism in Eukaryota, Viridiplantae, Streptophyta, Magnoliopsida, Fabales, Fabaceae. The transcript has a single exon. The record is from RefSeq and is a predicted model, not a curated record.
AUGGGAGGAAAUGUUGACUCGGGAAGUAGUGGAUCUAAGAGAUCUUACGAGGACUCUGUAGGAUCUAGUGCUCGUCCAAUGGGAAUGGAGGCAGCUAAAAAAAAAGGUAAAAAGAAAAGCAAGGACGAGACCUUGGAGAAGGUGGAAAAGGAGUGGGUUCAAUUCAAAGAAUUAAAGGAGCAAGAGAUUGAACAAUUGAAAGAGUUAACUUUGGUGAAACAACAGAAAAACAAGCUGCUGCAAGAAAAGACUGAAGCUAAGAAAAUGAAAAUGUAUCUAAAGUUAAGUUCCGAAGAGCAUCUCGAUGACCGGAAGAAAGAGCUGUUGGGAAAGUUGGAGCGUGAGCUGUUUGGAAAUUAA